Messenger RNA from Aspergillus welwitschiae, 921 nucleotides. RefSeq names its product nuclear transport factor 2 family protein. The transcript has a single exon. The coding region runs from base 156 to 632 and encodes 158 amino acids. NCBI's taxonomy places the organism in Eukaryota, Fungi, Ascomycota, Eurotiomycetes, Eurotiales, Aspergillaceae. The record is from RefSeq and is a predicted model, not a curated record.
GUCUCCGUCGGUGGUCCCAUCGGGAAAAUUGUAUAUAAGUCCCUCCUACAAUCAUAGGCGAUACUACACCCCCAAGCCAAGUCAAAAAAAAGGCCCAAACAAAGUGAAGCUGAAUUCACAAGACACUCAAUUCAAUCUACCUACCAAAGUUCGCCAUGUCUUUCUAUCCCACCACCCUCCCCGCGCUCCCCCUCCGCGAGGCUAUCGUGGACCCGGUUUACCGCGCCGUCCUCUCUUUCGAUGGCAACGACCUCCCCCUCUUCGAGUCGGCCUUCUUCGAGGACGCCGCCUUCGACUUCAACGGCAGCGUGAUGGAGGGCCGCGCGGCCAUCAAGUCUGGCAGCUGGGACAACGUCUCCAAGCUGGACACCACCCAUUUCCUUAGCAACGUGCGCAUCAACCUCCCCUCGGAGGACAGCACGACCGCGACUGUGACCGCCUCAGCUUUGGCCCAGCACUUCCGCACAGGCCAGGGGAACCAGCCCGACACCACCCGCCUGACGAGCGGGGCGCUGUACUCUUUCGACGUGGCCAAGGAUCCCGCGGAUGCGAAUGGAUUGUGGAAAAUCAAGCUGUGGAAGAUGAAACUGGUGUGGACGGAGGGUGACUGGGGGUUGAUGACGGGAAAUUAGACCGCCGAUCUUUGGUUUUCGUUGGAGAGGCUGGAUGUAAGUGGAUAGCUGCAAAAGUCGAUUACGACAGGGUUGAAAUCCACAUAUAGGGCCUAAGCCGCGAUUGGUUGUCUGCUGUUCCGUUUUAGGUCUCCUACAUAAGGAUCUUUAUUAGGGGUAAUGAGAAGGGGGUGGUAAUGGUCAGCACUAAAAACGUAGUAAGACAAGGGUCAUUGAUGGCGCCAUACUGUACAGCUAUAUUUAAGUGCCAUUACUAUACACUAAAUGUCCGUACGGCGGCUGCACCCGG